AUGGCCGGCAUUGCUGACUUGACAGCAGCUCUUGCUUCUGCUGACAGAAACAGAGUAACACGUGUCGAAGCCAUGCGACGAAGCCCGACGACUAUCUCAUUGUCAACUCUUGGUGCCCUUAGCGCCCUAUGGGGCAUCUUGUACUUCAUGACCUGCUCCGGACGAAACUCUCGGGGGGUUCUGGCAGAUGCUUCCUCGGGCAUGCUACAGACCCGUCAAUCCGACUCAGAGUCCCUCAACUCGACAGGUCUUGCACAGGCGGCUAUCAACGGUCUAAAUGCACGCUUCUACGAGUCUUCCAAUGCGCGCUGGUCGUCUGACGAGCCGUGGUGGAUCAGCGGUGUUGCGUUGACCAUGGUGAUCGAGUACAUGCGUAGAUCCGGGUCUAAAGAGUACCUAGAUCAGGUCGAGGACGUCAUCGAGGUGCAGCGCCAGCCGCUGAGCUGGUGGCCCUCCGGCGAGGGCGAGUUCCGCGCCGACGCGACUGAUGACACAGGCUGGUGGGCGUUGGCCAUGGUGCGCAUGUACGAUCUGACUGGCAACGAGGACUAUCUCAACAUCUCAAUCAAGGAUGAGGCCUAUAUGCGGCAGUGGUGGACGGAUACAGAGUGCGGUGGUGGGCUGUAUGUCGACAUCCAGGAUCUGACAUACAAGAACGCGAUUGCAAACGAGCUUUAUCUCAAGCUGGUCGCGUCCCUGGCCAACAGGGCGCCCAAUGCCACCAUCUACCUCGAUCGGGCACAGCAGGCUUGGACCUGGUUCUUGGGCUCAGGCAUGAUCAACGGCGUGAAUCUCAUCAACGACGGUCUUGCUCGCGAUUCCAAUACAGGCAGUUGUUACAACAACCGUCUACCCGUCUGGACAUACAACCAAGGUGUCAUUUUGGGCGCUCUUGUCGAGCUCUACCACGCAACCAAGGACGAGUCGUAUCUCCUUUCAGCGCAGGCUAUCGCCGAUGCGGUGCUUUCUCCCUCCAACGGGUUAACCUCCUCCUCGGGUGUGCUCACCGAGACCUGUGAGGGAUCCGACAGCUGCAACCAAGACCAACAGGUCUUCAAAGGUGUCUUCGCCCUCAACCUCGCCGAGCUGGGCGACGCGGUGGCUGGUGCGUCUUCUGAUCCAGAUGCCGGGCAAGACUAUCGUGAGUAUCUGGACACCAACAUGCAGAGCAUGUAUGCGAACGAUCGGUCUGAGAUUGUGCCGACGCUUUUUGAUUCAAGCACAGGGGAUUUGUAUGAUGUAAGUUGGUCGGGGCCAUUCCGCAAUGCUACUAUGCCAAAGCAGGCGAGUGCUAUUGGCUUGUAUGUGGCGAAUAUUUGA
Molecule: messenger RNA, 1320 nt
Organism: Thermochaetoides thermophila DSM 1495
Lineage: Eukaryota; Fungi; Ascomycota; Sordariomycetes; Sordariales; Chaetomiaceae
Exons: 2
Coding region: 1-1320 (439 amino acids)
Biological process (GO): carbohydrate metabolic process
Source: RefSeq, a predicted model, not a curated record